AUGGUAUUAUUCAGAAGCCUUGCCUUCCUCCUAGUCCUAUACCUGCUGCAGGGGUCCAAUACUUCCUUUGUUCGGCUGAAUAACAAUGGCUAUGAAGGCAUUAUCAUUGCUAUCGACCCUGGGGUGCCAGAACAUGCAACACUGAUUGAACAAAUCAAGGACAUGGUGACUGCAGCUUCUACUUACCUGUUUGAAGCCACAGAAAGAAGAUUUUUUUUCAAAACUGUAUCAAUAUUAAUUCCUGAGACUUGGAAGGAAAACCCUCAAUACAAGAGACCAAAACAUGAAAGCUACAAACAUGCUGAUAUUUUAGUUGCACCACCCACCCUACCAGGGAGAGAUGAACCAUACACCAAGCAGUUCACAGCCUGUGAAGAGAAAGGAGAAUACAUUCAUUUCACCCCUGACUUUGUACUUGGAAAAAAACAAAAUGAAUAUGGGCCAGCAGGCAGACUGCUUGUCCACGAGUGGGCCCAUCUCCGCUGGGGAGUGUUUGAUGAAUACAAUGACAACGAGCCUUUCUACAGUGCUGCGUCCAAAAGAAUUGAAGCAACAAGGUGUUCCACAGGUAUUACUGGUAUGAAUAGAGUUUAUAAGUGUCAAGGAAACAGCUGUGUAUAUAAUAGAUGCAAAAUUAAUUCUACAACAAAGCUGUACGAAAAAGGUUGCCAGUUCUUCCCUGAUAAAGAUCAAAUUGAAAAGACAUCCAUAAUGUUUAUGCAAGGUAUUACUUCUGUUGUUGGAUUCUGUAAUGAAAACAACCAUAACCGAGAAGCUCCAAGCCUACAGAACAAAAUGUGCCAUUCCAGAAGCACGUGGGAGGUGAUCAGCAAAUCUGAGGAUUUAAAGAACACCACACCUAUGGUGGAAUCACCUCCUUCACCUGUCUUCUCAUUGCUGAGGAUCAGAGAAAGAAUUGUGUGCUUAGUUCUUGAUAAGUCUGGAAGCAUGGGGAGCUUUAAUCGCCUAAGUCGAAUGAACCAAGCAGCAAAACACUUCCUGCUGCAGACUAUUGAAAACGGAUCCUGGGUGGGGAUGGUGCACUUUGAUUCUUCUGCCAGCAUUAAAAAUAAGCUAAUCCAAAUAGUAAGCACCAACGAAAGAAACACACUCUUGAACAGCUUGCCUACGGCAGCAGGCGGGGGAACGUCCAUCUGCAGUGGAAUUGAUGCAGCAUUUCAGGUAAUGAGAGAUGUAAAUGCCCAGAUAAGUGGAUCUGAAAUAGUGCUGCUGACCGAUGGGGAGGAUGGUACUGCAAAAGUAUGUGUUGAUAAAGUGAAAGAAAGUGGGGCCAUCGUUCAUUUUAUUGCUUUGGGACCAUCGGCUGAUCAAGCAGUCAUACAGAUGAGCAAUAUAACAGGAGGAAAACAUUUUUUUGCCUCGGAUAAAGCCCAGAACAACGGCCUCAUUGACGCGUUUGGGGCCCUUGCAUCAGGAAACGCCGAUAUCUCCCAGCAGUCUCUUCAGCUUGAAAGUAAGGGAUCACAGCUCAGUAAUAGUCUCUGGAUGAAUGGAACUGUAACAAUCGAUAGCACUGUGGGAAAGGACACAUUCUUCCUCAUCACGUGGGAAAAACAGAACCCCGUGAUUUUUCUCUGGGAUCCCAGUGGAGCAUCAGUACAAAAUUUGGUACAGGACUCUGUUUCCAAAAUGGCCUAUGUCAGCAUUCCAGGAACUGCAAAGGUGGGUGAUUGGACUUACAGUCUUCAAGCCAAAGCAGACGCAGAAAUCUUAACUGUAACAGUUAAUUCUCGGGCAGCAAAUUCUUCUGUGCCUCCAAUCACAGUGAAUGCUAAAAUGAACAAAGAAACCAACAGCUUCCCCAGCCCAAUGAUUGUUUACGCAGAAAUUCUACAAGGGUUUAUACCCAUUCUUGGAGCCAACGUGACUGCGUUCAUUGAAUCAAAUAGUGGAAAAACAGAAGUUUUGGAACUUUUGGAUAAUGGUGCAGGUGCUGAUACUUUCAAGGAUGAUGGUGUCUACUCCAGAUAUUUUACAGCUUAUUCAGAAAAUGGCAGAUACAGCUUAAAAGUGCGGGCUCAUGGAGGAGCGAACGUUGCCACAAGAAACUUGAGGCACCCACCGAAUAGAGCUGCAUACAUUCCAGGCUGGGUGGUGGGCGGGAAAAUUGAAGGGAACCCACCAAGACCUGAAAUUAAUGAAGAUAUUGGGACAUCCUUGGAGAGUUUCACCAGGACAGCAUCUGGAGGUGCAUUUGUGGUUUCAAAUGUUUCAAACUUACCCUUGCUUGACCUGUACCCACCAAGUCAAAUCACAGAUCUUGAGGCCACACCAGACGGGGAUCUGAUCCAUCUAACAUGGACAGCACCAGGAGACAAUUUUGAUGUUGGAAAAGUUAAACAGUAUAUCAUAAGAAUAAGUGAAAAUAUACUGGAUCUAAGAGACAAGUUUGAUGAUGCUCUGCAAGUAAACACUACUCAUCUGUUACCAAAUGAGGCCAACUCCAGGGAAACCUUUGCAUUUAAACCAGGAAAUAUCUCAGAAGGAAACGCAACCCACAUAUUCAUUGCCAUUCAAAGUGUGGAUAACAGCAGUUUGACAUCAAAAGUAUCCAACAUUGCACAAGUAGCUUUGUUUGUUCCUCAAGAUCCUGAUGAAAGUCAUCCAAAUCCUAAUUCUGGAAUUAGCAUUUCUUCUUUGGUGUUGAUAGUAGUUGGAUCUGUGGUCAUUGUUAGUAUUAUUUUAAGUGCCACCAUUUGUAUCUUAAACAAGAAAAAACAUUCAAGCAGACCCAGUACAGGGUUCUAA
Messenger RNA from Miniopterus natalensis, 2769 nucleotides. It is a transcript of the gene CLCA4, whose product is annotated as chloride channel accessory 4. Gene Ontology annotation, cellular component: plasma membrane. Gene Ontology annotation, molecular function: intracellularly calcium-gated chloride channel activity. Gene Ontology annotation, biological process: chloride transport. NCBI's taxonomy places the organism in Eukaryota, Metazoa, Chordata, Mammalia, Chiroptera, Miniopteridae. The record is from RefSeq and is a predicted model, not a curated record.